CUUGGUCGCUUGCCAAUUUCCCGCCAUUCACCUCGUCUCUCCCUCCUUUUGCUCCAUUCACUUCGUCUCUCUUUCUCUCUUCAACUUCAUCUUGUUCAUCAGUUGAGAAUAUGUUGUGGGUAGACAAAUACCGACCCAAAAGCCUAGACAAGGUUAUAAUCCAUGAGGAUACCGCCCAAAAUCUCAAGAAACUCGUAACGGAGCAAGAUUGUCCACAUUUGCUGUUUUAUGGACCUUCUGGUUCUGGCAAGAAAGCCCUAAUCGUCGCCGUUCUUAGGGAGAUGUUUGGCCCUAGUGCUGAAAAGGUCAAGGUAGAGAACAAAGGAUGGAAGGUUGAUGCUGGGACUAGAACGAUUGAAAUUGAACUUACUACUCUAUCUAGCACACAUCAUGUGGAGCUGAACCCAAGUGAUGCUGGUUUUCAAGAUAGAUAUAUUGUUCAAGAGAUAAUAAAGGAGAUGGCUAGGAACCGACCAAUUGAUACUAAAGGAAAGCGGGGAUUCAAGGUGUUGGUACUUAAUGAAGUUGAUAAACUCUCCAAAGAAGCUCAACAUUCAUUGCGAAGAACUAUGGAGAAAUAUAGUUCAUCCUGUCGGCUUAUUCUGUGCUGCAAUAGUUCUUCAAAGGUUACUGAAGCAGUACGAUCUCGUUGUCUCAAUGUGCGGAUUAAUGCUCCUAAGAACGAAGAGAUUGUCAAGGUAUUGGAGUUUAUAGGGAAGAAGGAAAGCUUGCAACUUCCCCCUGGAUUUACUGCUCGUGUGGCUGCAAAAUCCAACCGGAGUCUCAGAAGAGCUAUUCUACUGUUUGAGACUUGCCGUGUCCAACAGUAUCCUUUUACGAAUAGCCAGGUGAUACCCCCUAUGGACUGGGAGGAAUAUGUCUUGGAGAUUGCAUCUGAUAUUAUGAAGGAGCAGAGCCCUAAAAGGCUCUUUCAGGUUCGAGGGAAGUUGUAUGAGCUACUAGUUAAUUGUAUACCUCCAGAAAUCAUACUGAAGAGGCUUCUUUCUGAGUUAUUGAAGAAAUUGGAUGCGGAAUUAAAACAUGAAGUUUCCCAUUGGGCUGCCUAUUAUGAACAUCGGAUGCGUCUUGGGCAGAAGGCCAUAUUCCAUCUUGAAGCGUUUGUGGCCAAGUUCAUGAGCAUUUACAAGGCUUUCUUAAUUGCAACUUUUGGUUGAAUGUGAACUGGAUGUCUUGGAUUGGAUGCUUCUCCUACUGCAACGAACUCGCCUCUCCUUGCUCCCCGUUACCUCCCAUGAAGACUACUUUCUAUUUUCUUUUUGUUUGGCUCUUUUUUGGGGAAAGGAAAGAGAAUUAGUGUGCUUCUGCAAAUGCGACAAACUGUGGCCGCCAGAGUUUCCUUAACUUUUCCUUUUCUUUCUUUUUGAUGUUGCGGCUUUUGUUUUUUCGUUUUUUCGUUUUUAGGGGACGGGUGGAGCUUCAGAAUGAUGUAUAUUUGUAGCAUAUUAUGACUGUUAUUUGGUGUGGAUGAUAUGAAACACAGAAGCCUGUGCUUAUUCUCA
Molecule: messenger RNA, 1520 nt
Organism: Beta vulgaris subsp. vulgaris (sugar beet)
Lineage: Eukaryota; Viridiplantae; Streptophyta; Magnoliopsida; Caryophyllales; Amaranthaceae
Product: replication factor C subunit 3
Exons: 11
Coding region: 111-1175 (354 amino acids)
Biological process (GO): DNA repair; DNA-templated DNA replication
Cellular component (GO): DNA replication factor C complex; nucleus
Molecular function (GO): ATP hydrolysis activity; DNA clamp loader activity; DNA binding
Source: RefSeq, a predicted model, not a curated record